Molecule: messenger RNA, 1779 nt
Organism: Periconia digitata
Lineage: Eukaryota; Fungi; Ascomycota; Dothideomycetes; Pleosporales; Periconiaceae
Source: the annotation of a GenBank genome assembly
CUCGAACCGCUACUUCGCUUACACUUCUGGGCUCAUCACUUCCUCGUAUCAUCACAACGACUCCCUGGGCGCGCGAUGACUACUCCAACGUGGAUACCUCCAACUCCACCGGACCCCUUUGAGCUACGCAACCCUCCACCGUUCGCACCCUUUCCUUUACUGCACCUCCGCACUGGAAAGGUAAAAUCGGCAUGGAAACCCGGCAUGGAGACCGGCAUUUUUAAGACAGCGCAUACGGCACCAAUAGAGAUAUCGAAGCAAGGCCUGGUCGGAGACGAGCACGCCUACGAAGAGCACCGGCAUCCGGACAAAGCAGUGCACCAUUACUGCGCCGCUCACUAUGAUGCCUGGGCUAGCGAGAUUCCAGAGUCGGCCCAUCUAUUCAGGGGUGGAGCGUUCGGAGAGAAUUUAUUCAGCAGUGAGGUUUCAGAGCGGACCAUGUGUAUUGGAGAUAAGAUCGCGUUGGGCGAUGAAGUGGUAUUGGAGCUGACUGAGCCUCGACUGCCGUGCUACAAGCUCAACCACCGCUUCGAGGUAAAGAACAUGGCUGUGAGGGUGCAGACGUUGCUAAGAUGCGGCUGGCUCUACCGUGUGCUAGUUCCGGGAACGGUGAGGCCGGGAGAUAUGGUGAAGUUGCUUGAGCGCCCUUCUCCGGAGUGGACGGUAGCGAGGGUCAUGUACUAUCUCUUCAUCGAGAGGGCCAACCUGGAAAUGAAUAGAGAGAUUGUCAAGUUGCCCGGCCUCGGCGAGGCCAUCGUCGACAAGUUUUCCAAGCGCAUCGCCAAAGGGGAAGCCGAGGACGAGUUGGAGCGGCAAUUUGGAGGAGAGCCUGAGAAGAUGGAUACAUGGUCCUCCUACCAGAUUGUCUCAAAACAUCGCGAGUCUUCCACCGUCAUGUCCAUCACCCUUGAAACCGUAGAAACCAUACCUGAGGAUAACACCUACACCAUCGAGCCGGGAAGUCACAUCCGCGUCAAGCUCGGAGGCAAGCUCGUCCGCGCAUACUCUAUCGUUAAGGGCACAAACGCUUGUUUCACGCUCGGCGUCGCGCUCGACCCGGAAAGUCGAGGAGGAUCGUAUUUCCUGCACCACGAUGCAAACGUCGGCGACGUGCUGACUGUGAGCCGCAUUGCGUGCACAUUCCCGCUCGCUCUUAACGCCGAUAAGCACAUUCUCAUCGCGGGCGGUAUUGGUAUAACGGCUUUUGUCGCUGCGAUAAAGCACCUGGAGACUACUUCGCAAGCGUGGGAAUUGCACUUCGCCGUCGCUGACGCGGUUCCUUUCUUGAAGGAGAUCGAAGGCAUGGUGGGAAUCGGAACAAAUAAAGUGAGAAUCUACCGCAAAUCCCAGGGAAAGCGCAUGGAUCUGUCUUCCAUCGUCGCACGCGCAGACACAAACACACACAUCUAUACUUGCGGACCAGAGCGCCUCAUGGACGCCGUCGUGUCCACAGCGAAGAUGUACGGUGUUCCCGAUACCUCGGUGCAUCUAGAAGCGUUUGUGGUGUCGACGUCUGGGGACCCUUUUACCGUGGACUUGAAACAGAGUGGGAAGACGGUCGAGGUGGGCGCCACGGAGACCUUGCUAGAUGCGCUGAGAAAGGUGGGCCUGGAUGUCGCGAGUAGUUGCGAAGUUGGAAACUGCGGAACGUGUAGAGUGGAGGUUUGUGGGGGGCGUGUGGAGCAUAAGGGAACAGGAUUAGAUGUGGCGGAGAAGGAAGAUGGGGGGAUGUUGAGUUGUGUCAGUCGCGGGAUCGGGAGAAUCGCACUGGACUUGUGA